Molecule: messenger RNA, 6557 nt
Organism: Pelodiscus sinensis (Chinese soft-shelled turtle)
Lineage: Eukaryota; Metazoa; Chordata; Testudines; Trionychidae
Source: RefSeq, a predicted model, not a curated record
AAGUGAGAGAAAGAUAUGCUAAAUAAAGACUGAUUGGUCUGAAUCAUGAAAGGGUCUCCCACUUGUUAAUGAUCCAGGGAAGAAAAAAAAAUUCAUGAUGACUUCACUGGGCCUCUUUUUAUUUCUUCCAUUUUUCUUUACACCUGUUCUCUACGUUGAAUGGAGCAUCACUACCUAGAGCAAAAAAUAUGCUGUGCCUCUAAUAAUGACACUGCUGCCUGGGAUUCUUUAACAGCUUCAUGCUUGAGGCUCUUAAAGUUGAAAAAUUAACAGAAUAAUGCUUUGUUUAUUUGGAUUACUGAGGAACUGCAGCUCCAUCCCUGAAAGGAUCUUAUACUCUGCACCCCACUGAUUAAGCUAUUUAUCUACAAAGAUGGCAGUGUGCUGGGUAAAAGGGACCGGGACCCAUAUGUCAGUGGUCUAGGAUGGCCAGUGAAGGCUCCAACAUCCCAAGUCCUGUGGUGCGUCAGAUUGACAAACAGUUUCUGAUUUGCAGCAUAUGCCUGGAACGUUACAAGAACCCUAAAGUACUUCCCUGUCUGCAUACUUUCUGUGAGAGGUGUUUGCAGAAUUACAUUCCAGCCCAUAGUUUAACCCUUUCUUGCCCAGUGUGCCGUCAGACCUCCAUUCUGCCAGAGAAAGGGGUUUCUGCACUCCAGAACAAUUUCUUUAUCACCAACCUGAUGGAUGUCCUGCAGAGAACGCCAGACAACAGCAUUGAAGAGUCUUCCAUCUUGGAGACUGUCACAGCUGUUGCUGCAGGAAAACCACUCUCCUGCCCCAACCAUGAUGGAAAUGUGAUGGAAUUUUACUGCCAGUCUUGUGAGACAGCCAUGUGCCGGGAAUGUACAGAGGGAGAACAUGCAGAACAUCCCACUGUACCUCUCAAGGAUGUGGUAGAACAACACAAGGCUUCACUACAGGUUCAGCUGGAUGCUGUCAACAAGAGACUUCCAGAGAUAGAUUCUGCACUUCACUUCAUAUCUGAAAUCAUACGUCAGUUAGCCAACCAAAAGGCUAGCAUUGUAGAUGAUAUUCAUUCUACUUUUGAUGAACUUCAGAAAACUUUAAAUGUGCGCCAGAGUGUGUUGCUUAUGGAACUGGAAGUGAAUUAUGGCCUUAAACACAAAGUCCUCCAGACACAGCUGGAUACUCUGCUUGAAGGGCAAGAGAGUAUUAAGAGUUGCAGCAACUUCACAGCCCAAGCACUCAACCAUGGCACUGAAACAGAAGUUUUACUGGUUAAGAAGCAAAUGAGUGACAAGCUAAAUGAGUUGGCUGACCAGGACUUCCCACUGCAGCCCCGUGAAAAUGACCAGCUUGACUUCAUAGUGGAAACAGAUGGACUGAAGAAAUCCAUUCACAACCUGGGUACGAUUUUAACCACUAAUGCUGUAGCAUCCGAAACAGUUGCCACAGGAGAAGGACUGAAGCAAACUGUGAUUGGACAGCCUAUGUCUGUUACCAUAACAACCAAGGACAAAGAUGGAGAGCUCUGUAAAUCUGGGAAUGCUUACCUCACUGCUGAACUGAGCACACCUGAUGGGAGUGUGGCAGAUGGAGAAAUACUUGACAAUAAAAAUGGAACUUAUGAAUUUUUAUAUACUGUUCAGAAAGAAGGGGACUUUACUCUCUCUCUGAGACUUUAUGAUCAGCAUAUCAGGGGCAGUCCAUUUAAACUUAAAGUGAUCAGAUCAGCAGACGUGUCCCCUACUACUGAAGGAGUUAAGAGGCGUGUUAAGUCUCCUGGCAGUGGCCAUGUGAAGCAGAAAGCUGUGAAAAGACCAGCUAGUAUGUACAGCACUGGCAAAAGAAAAGAGAAUCCCAUUGAAGAUGACUUGAUCUUCAGAGUGGGUACCAAAGGAAGAAACAAAGGGGAAUUUACAAAUCUUCAGGGAGUAGCUGCAUCUACAAAUGGAAAAAUAUUAAUUGCAGACAGUAACAACCAGUGUGUACAGAUAUUUUCCAAUGAUGGCCAGUUCAAAAGUCGUUUUGGUAUACGUGGAAGGUCUCCUGGCCAGUUACAGAGGCCCACAGGAGUGGCUGUGCAUCCUAGUGGGGACAUCAUUAUUGCAGACUAUGAUAACAAAUGGGUUAGCAUAUUUUCAUCAGAUGGAAAAUUUAAGGCAAAAAUUGGGUCUGGAAAACUUAUGGGACCAAAAGGUGUUUCCGUGGAUCGUAAUGGGCACAUUAUUGUUGUGGACAACAAAGCAUGUUGUGUAUUUAUCUUCCAGCCAAAUGGCAAAAUAGUAACCAGGUUUGGUAGCCGAGGAAAUGGGGACAAGCAGUUUGCAGGUACACUUGAUGGUCCUCACUUUGCAGCUGUAAACAGUAAUAAUGAAAUUAUUGUUACAGAUUUCCAUAACCAUUCUGUUAAGGUAUAUAACCAGGAAGGAGAAUUCAUGCUGAAGUUUGGAUCUAAUGGAGAAGGCAAUGGACAGUUUAAUGCUCCAACAGGAGUAGCUGUAGAUUCUAAUGGAAAUAUUAUUGUAGCAGAUUGGGGAAACAGUCGAAUACAGGUUUUUGAUGGAAGUGGAUCAUUUUUAUCCUACAUUAAUACAUCUGCUGACCCGCUUUAUGGUCCCCAAGGUCUGGCGCUAACUUCAGAUGGCCAUGUUGUAGUUGCAGACUCUGGAAAUCACUGCUUCAAGGUCUAUCGAUACUUACAGUAACAGUGGGCUUUAGAUCUGCCUGGCCCUUAACAAACGACUGAUCCUAGAGAUCCUUAAUCAAUCUUUCUGUGCAGGAUGUGUACUUUUAUUUUUUAAUGCUGAAAGAGUCGCCAGUGGACUUUUCAUGUUUAUUUCCAAACUUACCUUGUUUACAUAGGACUUGCACCUCUUAUGUUCUUCACUGAAUUUAUUGUUGUAAGGAUAAAUAAAACCUUUUGCUGAAUUCAUCACGACAAUGAAAUAUUAAACAUGUGAACUGCAGCUUGUGGAACAGGAAUUUAAAUAAUUGACUAACUUUGCAAAUAAAAAUAAAAUGAAAAUAUCUAAAGUAUUUGACGGGGUUUAUUUAACCUGUGAAAAGAUAACGCCCGUUCAGAACUUCCAAAUUUAAAAGUAUCAUUGUUAUCCAUUAUUUAACUGGGAGUUUUUUUAACUGGUGAAGACUGGAAGUCUUUUUAAAAUCUUAUUAUCAUGGUAGGUACUGCACAUGUAACAUUCUUCAGUCUUAGUAACUAUAACAAAUAGGUUCUUUUAGUAAGAUACAAGGUUGUGCAAAAUCUUUCCAACUCUAUUUGCCAGGCUUAACACAGCUCAACUUUUAGUACUAUACAAAUCAGUGCAAAUUCUAUAUGCUUUGUGAGAUUAAUGAAGGAUUGUUUCAUGUGCUUGUUUCCAACCCCUCUUACUGCUCAGUGUGUAGUAAGGACUUUCUAGAGACCUGAAAUUCCUACUGCUGUGGGACAAACUAUACUGUAAUGAUACAUUAGUUACUGAUGAUUUUCUGUAGAAUGACGGACCCAUUAACAACAAACUAAGUCAUUAGAAUCAGGGUCAUGUUGGUCACUCUUCCAUACGUAUUCUUUGCCAUACUUUUUAAAGGCAAUUUGAUGUAUGAAUCAACAUAUCACACAGGACAGAAAGCCACACAGGUACCCCUUUGGAGGACCUACACUGUACAACCAAAGGAACUGUGGUUAACAAAUGUAUAGUGGAAAGCAAGGGUUAUGAAAGCUAUUUAAUGCAAGAAAAGAACAUUACAAAUAAUAAUGAAUUGAAGCAAUUUCUGAAGACCUUAGUCGAUGUGAUGUUAUUCUGAAGACAAAAUAAGGACUGCAGAGUAUGUGUGAAUGUGUAUAUGUUUGACAUGAGAAUAAAGAAAGUGUCUGUAAUUUGGGCAAGCCCUUUGAGUAUGGCUGUACUCUGAAAAGGAGUUUCCCUCUCCCUGACUUAAUCCCUGGUAUUCUUCUGAAAACCCAAUUUAAUUUAAAAUGCUUCAGCGGACUCACAAAAGUUGGCUCUGUUUUAAGUAUUUUCUCAUGCAUAAUGUAGAUCUGCCCAUUUUAGGAAGCACUAGCUUUAUUAGAAAUUGUAAAAACAAGAAUCAAAAGAUGCGUUGAUGCUGUUCAGGAAUACAGGGUCAUGCCCCCUCUCAACGUUGUGCAGAGAGGCUGUGGUCGGUAUGGUGCCAAUGCCUGAAAUAAUCUUGGAGCAGUAUUUUUUCUUUAUUUAGAAAUCUUAAUGUUUUAUUUUUUUAAAGAGGAAAAUGGAUGGGGAACCAUCUUCAGUAUGUCUUCAAAAUUUAGGUUGAUUUUUGUGAAAUUACUUGUAUCAGCUUGUUUCAGGUUAAAUCUGUUUCAGCUCUUUUUAAGAAACGUGCUUAACAUCAGUUUUCUGUAAUGAAGCAGAACUUGAAAUUCACGAGAAUGUAGUGCAGUCUAUUUUUUUAAAUUAAGUUAUAUUUCGGGGAGCAGGGGGACAGAGUUCCCCUACUCUUGCUUAUUUUUUUGCACAUACAGCCCAAUCUUGCAAACCCUUGCACACAAGAUUAGUCUCAUGAUUAAAGUAGGAGGACUGGCUUGUCUAAGGGCUACAGAGUUGGACUAUAAAAUGUAGCUGGAAAUUUGGUAAUAACACUUUCUAGUUUUUAAAAACCAAGGCAAGUAUUAGCAAGUGAGGAAGGUAUUUUGUGUUUGAACUUAGUUUGUCCGAAAAUUCUGCAGGGAGGAUAGAUGCCAUCCAGUAUAUCACUAUAAAUUAUCCUCUUACUCCCAAGUACAAUUGUAAUUUUUUUUGUUUUUUAGUAACUAUCCUUUUAAUCAAUACUCUGACACACACAAUCAGUCUGGAGCACUUGGAAACUAUUAAUAUAAUAAAAACAUUUCAAUUGCAUUUACUAACCAAGAAAAAAAUCCACACUUUUUUCUUUUUUUUAAAUUCAAGGGUAUGAAUAAAAUUAUAUAUAAUCUAUUGCGAUGGGUUAUUUUAAAGGACAGUAUCAAUUUGAUCCCAAAUUUAGAUUUUUGUAACAAAUAUUUUAAAGCUUAAGAUGAAUGGAGGUGUUUCUGUGGUGGGGGGAAGAGAAGAAGCAAAGAAAAGAAAUUAGUACAGGACAAAUCCUCCACUGACAAAAAUUCUUUGUCUCACAGAUAUCAAUCUCUAAAUGAUCUCUUGAAAAAUUUUGUAAAACACAUACUCAAGAUGAUACAUGUCAUGUAUGUGUACAUGUACAUUGUUUCUAUAAAAUUUUCAGAAAAUUUGCUUUUACAGUUUGUUUUUGAAACCUUAUUACCUAAAACACUUGGAUUAAAGAUCCCCAAACCACCUGUAAUAUCAUGGCAGAAAUUUGGUAAUAUUUUUGUGCUGGCAGAUUUUUCUCUUCCAAUUAAAUAACUGCCAAAAUUGCACUACUCAAUCUACUGAGUUAUUAGCUUAUAUUAAAGGUUCUAAGUCGAACACACCUCCUGUAUGCCAUGUUUACCCUUACUGUUCCACUGACUUCAGUGGCAUAUUAGGAGACUGGUCACACAGCAGGAGUGGUGGAGGUAUGAGUUCUGUUUAAACUAUGGAAGUAAUGUCAAAAGGUUUUCUGGGAGUUACGUUCUCUGCAGUAUUUUUGGACAAAUUAUCAGACUAUGUGUAUUAAAUUUUUGAAGUGGAAGAAAAGUGGCUGUUCAGUUAAAUUUUGAACACAUGUAAAUGCAUUUUUACAUAGUCUAAAGUUUCAGCAGUGUAACUGAAAAUAAAAAUGAAGAUGGCUUGAGGCAAAAUUGUCUGAUGCUGUUGGAGACUUAUUAAUUAGUAAAUGCUGGUAUGUCCUGUAAAAGUUACAGGGCUUUCAACUUUAUAAUUGUUAAUUUUUUUUAUAACUAAGGAUCUAGUGUUGCCAUAAUGAAAACUAUAAGUGCCGAAUAAGUUAUGAUGUUAUAAGGAAAUAAUUUUUGUUUAUGGAUGACAACAAGUCAGAACGUUCAUGAUGAAAUGUGAGCAGUGAUUGUUUGGUCUGUUUGUGGAAACUGUAUGAAAGAUAUUUGUAGUUAGAGUAGGAUAAUCCUAAAUUGGUUCUGAUGUUUCUGAUGAAUGUACAGCACUUCAGUUAAUGUUUGUGAGCAACACAGCCUUAACCCUGAUGCUUUUGCUUUAUGAUAUUGACAUGGGAAUGUUCCAUACUUUACAUAGCGUAUUGCAAUAUCCCUGUGCUAAAAAUCGGUAUCAUUAAUACAUUGUCCUUUCCAGUCCUAAAAGUAAAUAUACAUUUUUAAGUUUUGUACAUUCCAUUUUUGUAAGUCAAUUUCAUACGUUUUGUGUAUAGAACAUAUAGUCUUGCAUUCUCAAACUGAUACUGAAAUAUUCUAGUCAUUUGUUCUUUCUUUUUUUCCUUGGAGGACAAAAUACAAACUGCUUAAGAUUGAGGAUGAAAGAUGUGCAUCAAAAAGUGUUUGUAUGUGUGUAGUUUUAGCUUCAUGUGUGCCAUGCUAUUGUUGAUGCUUUAGCCUACAAUAAAAACUUUAAAUUUACUCCUUCUUGGAAACAUGGGGAAAAAAGUCAAAUGUUGUAUCCUUACCACGCACAAAAAUUUCAAAUAAUAAAGCUUGUUUCCUCAACUAU